Molecule: messenger RNA, 4731 nt
Organism: Cyprinus carpio (common carp)
Lineage: Eukaryota; Metazoa; Chordata; Actinopteri; Cypriniformes; Cyprinidae
Gene: dhx32b
Product: DEAH-box helicase 32b
Cellular component (GO): intracellular anatomical structure; spliceosomal complex
Molecular function (GO): RNA binding
Source: RefSeq, a predicted model, not a curated record
GCGGGACAACUGAUGACACAAAGGGUCUGUAUCUCCUGAGCGCGGGUUCCUAAAACUCUUCUGGAGGAGGUAACCUGUUUAAGACCAUAAAUAUGUCACAUAACUAACAGAACGUGAUUCGGUCGAUUUGUUCAGUUUGAUUUAUUUGUGCAACUGAAGAGAGAAGCGCAUUAGGGCAGCGAUGGAGAUGGAGCUAUCAACAGAUGUGGAGAAACUAUCUGAAACCAGCGAAACUCAAGAUAUUGAUACGGAUGAUCUGCUAGAGUUAAAUCAGUUCGACGGACUCCCUUUUUCUUCAAGAUAUUACAAACUAUUAAGAGAAAGAAAAGGUCUGCCGGUGUGGGGAGCGAAAUGCGAGUUUAUGGACAGUUUGAUGAGCAGCCAGAUUGUGAUAGUUACUGGCACAGCUAAAACAGGACAAAGCACUCAGAUCCCUCAGUGGUGUGCAGAGUUUUGCCUGUCUGCGCAGUAUCAGAACGGCAUGGUAGUGUGCACUCAGAUUCAUCAACAGAGUACGGUGGAACUGGCCCUCCGUGUGGCUGAUGAAAUGGACGUCAACAUCGGCAGUGAGGUUGGAUACAGCAUCCCACUUCAGACCUGCUGCUCCCCUGACACUGUACUGAGAUACUGCACAGAUGAUGUGUUGCUCCGGGAGAUGAUGUCGGACCCCCUCUUGGAGCAGUGUGGCGUGGUGGUCAUUGAUCAGGCCCACGAACGCACCGUCAGCACAGACCUGCUCCUCGGGCUGCUCAAAGACGUGCUCCUCGCACGGCCAGAGCUCAGGCUGGUCAUCCUCACCGCCUCUCGCUCCGCUGAGAAACUGCUACGUCACUAUGGAAGCGUUCCUCAGAUCCGGCUGGAUGGGCCGCAGCCGUGCGAGGUCGUGUACGGUAGUGGGAGAGGAGGUGUGAAGGAUUACCUCUGCUCUGCUCUUAGACUGGCUCUGGAGAUACAUCAGAAUCAAAAGCAUGGAGACAUUGUGACAUUUCUGGCAACUGAGCAAGAGAUUGAAUGUGCCCAUGCCAUUUUGCGGAGAGAGGGUGCCAAUCUUGCAUUUUCUCAUGGCGAGCUGGUGCCUGUGUCUCUGUGUCCUGAGCAAGGAGACAGUCCCUCAGUGAUCUCUGAGGACAGCAAGAGUAGGAGAGUCUUCCUCACCUGCAGCCCCAGUGAAGACUUGUUCUGGGCCGUUCACAGCAUUCGCUUUGUGAUUGAUGCUGGAGUGCAAAAAAGAUAUGUGUACAAUCCUAGAAUCAGAGCCAAUUCCAUUGUUAUUCGUCCUAUCAGCAAGAGCCAAGCUGAGAGCCGCAAACAACUUGCAGGCCCAACAGGCAAGUGUUUCUGUUUGUAUCAAGAGGACACAUCACUUCCUGCUGAGAGCGUCCCUCAUAUUCUUGAGUCUGACAUCACUUCCACUGUGCUCUUCCUGAAGCGCAUGGAAAUUGCUGGCCUGAGCCACUGCGACUUCAUUGACAGACCAGAUCCAGAAGGCCUGAUGCAAGCUUUAGAGGAACUUGACUAUCUUGCUGCUUUGGAUGAUGACGGAAAUCUGUCCGAGAUUGGAAUUAUCAUGUCAGAGUUUCCUCUGGAGCCACAGAUGGCUAAGACUUUGCUUGCGUCUUGCGAAUUUGACUGUGUGAGUGAAGUGCUGACCAUCGCUGCCAUGCUCACAGCUCCGAGCAGUUUCCUUACACCCCCAGUGGAACUGAGACAGAAGGCCUUACUGUGUCAUCAGAGGUUCCAGCAUGCAGAAGGAGACCACUUCACCCUUAUUAACAUCUUUAAUGCUUUCAAAUAUGCUAAGGAAGGGCCAUACUCUAAUGUGGAACGAUGGUGUGAAGACCAUUUCCUCAGUCUGUCUGCUCUUCAGACGGCGGAUGCGAUACGCUCUGAGUUAACAGAAAUCCUGAAACGGCUAGAGCUCCCAGUGUCUUUACCUGCCUUUGGCUCUAAAAGCAACAGCCUGAACAUCAAACGUGCCCUACUAGCUGGCUUCUUCAUGCAGGUGGCGAGGGACAUUGACGGGUCAGGGAAUUACUUCAUGCUGACCCAUAAACAUGUGGCUCAGAUCCACCCGCUGUCUGGCUACGGAACCGAGAUGCACAAGAAGAACCUGCCAGAAUGGGUUCUGUACCAUGAGCACACGCUGUCAGAGAACAACUGCAUCAGAACCGUCUCUCAGAUCUCAGCACAUGAGUUCAUUCAGAUGGCGCCGCAGUACUUCUUCUACAACCUGCCACCUAGCGAGAGUAAAGACCUACUGCAGCACAUUAUCGAUCACGGUUCAGCUGCCCCAUCUAAAGGCAAAAGAAAAUCCCAGACCCCCAGCAGCCCUGCCAGUGAAGAGCAGAGCCAUGAGCGCUGUACCAUACAAUGACUGAGGAAAUAGAAUGCCUCGCCACGUUCUUACCAUGACAACAAACAAACUGCUGGUCUGUUACACAGUAACCUUGGUAUUUCUGAGGCACAACGAGGAAUCCAAAUUAGUUUGACUGAUAAUCAAUAAUGAUGAAAAGAAAAGAUGUAAUCUGUUGCUUAAAUUCAAAGGGCAGGGGGGAAAACAUUUAGUGUGCCCCCUUUUCACAGCACCGGGGAUAAUGCUUCUAAGUAAUAGCAGUUUGUACAGUUUGUCUUCUCUCUGCUGAAUUAAUAGCAAUUUAAAUAACCUACUGCUGUGCAGUAGUUAAUGAAUAAACUGUCAGUGACUUUAUGGUGUCUAAAAUGUGCUUUUUAAACUGUAGCUACUAGUUAGCAUUUUAAAUAAUAUAUAAAAAUAGAAUGCAGUUUAGCCAUGUAAAUCAUAGUUUCAUUGGACAUUAAUUUCCUUUUUGCCUUGAGUGUGCUUCCCAUUGGCUAGUGAAUAGGUGUUUUGUUUUUUUGUUUUGUUUUUUUGUAUAUGUAUUUAUUUGCAAGUAGGGGUGCACGAUAAAUAUCGGCCGAUAAUUAAUGCGCAUCUCGUCAGUAAAGCCGGUUCUCUAAUUAGCGGUAAUUUCCAUCAGGUGCAGAGCAGCUGUUACUACACAGAGCCGUUCUUAACUGACAAGCUGCGCAAACCCACGUUCAUUAUCAGCAUGGAUCUGAGCAGCUUGUCAGUUAACUACGGCUCUGUGUAGUAACAGCUGCUCUGAUGGAAAUUACCGCUAAUUAGAGAACCGGCUUUACUGACUAGAUGCGCAUUAAUUAUCAGCCGAUAUUUAUCAUGCAACCCUAAUUGCAAGGAAUUUGUUCAGCUAAUAUAAUAAUUUUUUUAUAAUUAAUCUCAAAUUCACUGUGAUAGUUUGUAUAAAAUAAGUUUAAAAAGUUUUUUUUUUUUUGGACAUGGUUUAUUUUUUUUAAACUUCGUAUACUGAAUAAAGUCCAAAAAUUAUCUAGUCUGAAAUUAUCUAGAACUUAAUUAAUCAUAUCUAUUAUAUGUUGUUACAUAUAUAACAUAUAACAGAUAUCACUGCAACUUUAGAUGCUGAUAAUAUUAAUUCAUGUUUCACAUCACAUUGAACACUGAAGACGUAAAUCAAAGGUGUCAUUUUAAAACAUAAGCAGAAAAUGGUGACUUUUUAUUUAGACGCUUCCUGUGGUGAAUGUGUUAAAGUCACAGGUUAAAGUUUUAUGAUUAUGUUGAAAAUUGAUGUAUGAUGUAGAUAUACGUUUGAUUCAAUAAAAGCCAGAGUCUUGUAUCACUGUUUUAAUGUUUCAAUGGUUGUAAUGUAUCGUCACGCAGCUGGUAACUAACUACAGAUCAAGUUCACUCAUUAGUUCACUCAGAUGGCAGAGUGGACGCGACGCUUGCAGUUUGUAAACAAAGGUUUUGAUUGGUCAAAUGAAUGUCGACGUCAUCCACAACACUGGUAGACGCGUCACAUACUUGCAGCGCGUACUUUUCGCUGAGUAUGAGAGCCAUGUAGUUUUUCGUUGCGUCGCUGUUAGCAACAAAUGCAGUAUUAAAUCUAAUAAUCCAAAAAGAAGACUUUACGGAUGUAAGAUGUUUUUGCUUGUUAUUUUUUUCUAAAAAGUCUAUUUUAUCUUGUUAUUAUAUAUUAUCAGCUACUCAAAUAGUCUGUCAGCGCUUGUAGGGAUGUGGAAAUUGGCAUAUUUCACAACGAAAGCGUGAAAAUGUUUCAUCUGAAAAAUGGGCAUAUCAAAAAGCAGAAUGAAAAAAGUCUCACCUGUGUCAGUGACAGAGGAAACCAUCUGUAGCAGCGGCGUUCACCGGGAUGAAAGCCAGUUGUUUGGUCCCUCAAACACCAGAGUUUCAGAUCUGCGUGUGUCCGUCAGAAGAAGAGCCCAGGCAGACUGUAACAGUGAGGGGCAGGACUCUGAGUUUUCAGCCGACGAUCUCGCUGAGAAAGUGGACAGAAUCCUCGCUGAGUGUGACAACACUGAUAUAUCACUCAGCAGGACUUCUUAUAAGAUGCCAAUGUUUGGAUCGAAGUCUUUGGGGCUUUACUACUACGCCAAACGCCAAGACUGCAACAGCGUUUACAGUAGCAGCACACGUCACAACAAUGAAAUGAACACAGUGAACAUAUCAACUUCCAUUCAUAAAAAGGUCAGGCCUCCACAGGACCUACUAAACUGUGCCAGCAUAGAGAGCACAGCAACAGCUUUAGUUUCUGGAAUUGGUAGUGGUUCAUCUGUGGCCUUGCCUAUCAUGUAUGAUGCUUCAGAAGAGGACCUCAUGAACACAAUCGAGAGGGAGUUCGGUUAACAACCACGAUGAUCUUCUGAGACAACAAA